AUGUACCGACUAUUCGCUCCCGUGGUGUUACUUUCGAUUGUGCGUGCAGCUGCAGCACAGGAUGGCGACGCCAGGGGGCAUUCACCCACCGUCUCAACCCUCAGUGGACAGGUGCAAGGCACCGUAAGGUCAGCUCCGGCCAUAUCCAACAAACCCGUCUUCACAUUCCUGGGCAUCCCGUUUGCAACGCCCCCUGUCGGCGACCUACGGUUCCGUCCACCUGAGCCCGUUGCCCCAUGGGAAGGUGUCAUGGACGCCACCGAAUUUGGUCCCAACUGUCCCCAGGACCUAGCACUCGUGCGCAGUCUGUACGACUUCAUACCGCUUGUGGUACCGAGUGAUAUCGUCAGCGAAGACUGCCUUGUGUUGAACGUCAUGACAACCUCACUAAACAGCAGUGCUGCACUGCCGGUGAUGGUUUGGAUCCACGGCGGUGGCCUACAGUCCGGCACGGGUUCAAGGUACAACUUUACGGCACUCGCUGCCUAUCAGGACGUGGUCGUCGUCACCCUCCACUACAGACUUGGAGCACUCGGGUUUCUCAGCACGGGAGACGACAACGCGCCGGGAAACUACGGACUUCUGGACCAGGUCGAGGCUUUGAGGUGGAUCAAGUCGAAUAUCCGGAGUUUCGGUGGCGACCCAGACUGUGUCACAAUAUUUGGAGAAUCUGCAGGAGGCCAAAGUGUUUCAUAUCUGGUCCUUUCUCCUUUGGCCAACGGGCUUUUUCACCGUGCGAUAUCCCAGAGCGGGACUGCCCUAGGCCAGAACACGCCAACAACCACCAAGUCUCUAGCUGCAGCCACGGUCCAGGCAGAAGAGGUGGGGUGUGGCAAUCUUCAUGACGUGAAGGCCAUGAUGUCAUGUUUGAGACAGAAGCCAUUUCAGGACAUCGUGGACUCUGUGCCAGGAGUCGCUCGGAAACUGGGAGUAAAACCGUUCCCUCCCGUUGUCGACAAGCAUUUUCUUCAGGACCCGCCAAUGGUUGUGCUGCAUAAGGGACAGUUCAGCAAAGUCCCCUAUCUGCUUGGCGUCAACAACCACGAGUUCGGUUACCUGCUGCCUUCCAUUCUACUUCCUGGGUUCGGGAACGGCAUUCCACAAGACGCCUUGGCAGCCAUUGUGAAAAACUUGCUGUUACUGAUAGCCCAGGCUGAUAUUGAUGAUGAGAUGGUCGCAUCUGUGUUAGAGGAGUACCAAGAUCCAGACACAGAAGCUGACCCCAUGGCCGUACAGAUGAUGCUCACACAUAUACUUAGUGACUCUGUCUGGCUACUGCCGACAGUUGUUGUUGCCAACAACCACGCAGCACAGUGUGCCCAUGUCUAUCUGUACGAGAACCAGCACAGGCCAGCUGCGAUCGCUAAACCGGCCUGGGUGGGCAGUGACCACGGGGACGAUCUCUUCAUGGUGACGGGGAUGCCGUACUUAGGAGAGGACGGGCCAACCUACCCCAGCAAGCCGCUGUUCUUCUCCGAAGAAGACAAGCAAUUCAGCCUGGACAUGAUGGCGUACUGGGCCAACUUUGCAAGGACAGGGAAUCCUUCAGACUUCACCGGCAGCCCAUCUGUAAGACCGAACUUGACUGUUUGGCCAUCUUACACCCCUGACAACCCAGCUUACCUCAAGUUAGCCGUGACGUCGUCUGCUGAGGUGGGCCUGAAAGACAACCAUGUUCGAUUCUGGUACGAUAUUCUUCACAAUCAGCCACCUUUUGAAGUUCCUAAGGACAUCACUGGAAAAGAUGAGCUGUAGAUGAAAUAUAGCCAGUUGCUAUCUAACACACAACG
Messenger RNA from Branchiostoma floridae (Florida lancelet), 1790 nucleotides. Its product is annotated as carboxylesterase 1C-like. The record is from RefSeq and is a predicted model, not a curated record. Bases 1 to 1755 code for a protein of 584 amino acids. The transcript has 9 exons. NCBI's taxonomy places the organism in Eukaryota, Metazoa, Chordata, Leptocardii, Amphioxiformes, Branchiostomatidae.